GUGAUGGCGCUGCAGGCGGGCUGGGGAGCGCCAUGCGCUGUAAAGUUGCUGCGAUGUCGCUCCCGCGCCCGAGAGGUGUGGAGGAUGCUGGUGCAGAGGCUCACGAGUUGCACUUGCUUCGAGCUGACCAGACAGGCGGAAGCGUUUGCAGUGUUGCUAGGCGACGAGGGUGCAGCA
This is a messenger RNA of Effrenium voratum, 177 nucleotides long. NCBI's taxonomy places the organism in Eukaryota, Dinophyceae, Suessiales, Symbiodiniaceae. The record is from the annotation of a GenBank genome assembly.